Zootoca vivipara (common lizard) is the source of this 4480-nucleotide messenger RNA. RefSeq names its product TATA-box binding protein associated factor 6 like (gene TAF6L). Gene Ontology annotation, biological process: RNA polymerase II preinitiation complex assembly; transcription initiation at RNA polymerase II promoter. Gene Ontology annotation, cellular component: transcription factor TFIID complex; SAGA complex; SLIK (SAGA-like) complex. The record is from RefSeq and is a predicted model, not a curated record. NCBI's taxonomy places the organism in Eukaryota, Metazoa, Chordata, Lepidosauria, Squamata, Lacertidae. Gene Ontology annotation, molecular function: transcription coactivator activity; protein heterodimerization activity; RNA polymerase II general transcription initiation factor activity.
CAUUCCUCCCCCCCUCCCCGCAUGCAACUAUGGAAUCAUAGAAGUGUAGAGUUGGAAGGGAUCACGAGGGUCAUCUAGUCCAACCCCUGCAAUUCGGGAAUCUUUUGCUCCACGUGGGGCUCGAACUCACGACCCUGAGAUCAAGCGUCUCAUGCUGUACAGAUUUAUAAAGAAACUCUUUCCGCAUCCUCUCAAGGAUCCAGCUCUCCUUUCCUUCCAAUAUCUCUUCCCAAUUUUGAAUGAACUGUUUACCCCUAUGGGGCUGAGGGCGGGCCGGUGGGCGAGAAGAGGGAGCUUGGCAAUGGCGACUGUGGGAGGCGGGAGAUAAUGGAGAGGCCUCAGUGAAGCCUUCUUACCUGUCCAGCUGCCACAGCCAUGUCGGAUAGGGAGGAGCGCCGCUUUGUGGAGAUCCCGCGGGAGUCGGUGCGGCUGAUGGCCGAGAGCACUGGGGUGGAGCUGACGGACGAGGUGGCCUCCCUCCUGGCUGAAGAUGUCUGUUACCGUCUGCGAGAAGCCACUCAGAACAGUUCCCAGUUCAUGAAACACACCAAACGGAGAAAGCUGACGGUGGAGGACUUCAAUCGCGCUCUGCGCUGGAGCAAUGUCGAGGCAGUGUGUGGCUAUGGCUCUCAGGACGCCCUCCCAUUCCGUGCCAUCAAGGACGGCGAACUGUACUUCCAGGAGGAUCGUGAGGUCAACCUGGUGGAGCUGGCUUUGGCCACCAACAUCCCCAAGGGCUGUGCUGAAGCAGCUGUGAGAGUUCAUGUCUCUUACCUAGAUGGGAAAGGAAACUUGGAACCACAAGGCUCUGUGCCCAGCGCCGUCUCAGCCCUGACAGACGACCUGCUAAAGUAUUACCAGCAUGUGACCCGGGCCGUGUUGGGGGACGACCCCCAGCUGAUGAAGGUGGCUCUUCAGGACCUGCAAACCAAUUCAAAGAUUGCGGCUCUCCUGCCUUACUUUGUCUACGUUGUGAGCGGGGUCAAGUCCGUGAGCCAUGACCUGGAGCAGCUGAACCGCCUUCUGCACGUGGCCAAGAGCCUCAUCCAGAACCCCUACCUGUGCCUGGGCUCCUACGUCAAGAGCCUCAUUGCCAGCGUCAUGUACUGCGUCCUGGAACCCCUGGCGGCUUCUAUCAACCCCCUCAAUGAUCACUGGACCCUGCGUGACUACGCAGCCAUGCUGCUGGGACACAUCUUCUGGACUCACGGUGACUUGGUGAGCGGCCUAUAUCACCAGAUCCUGCUGUCGCUGCAGAAAGUGCUGGCCGAUCCCGUCCGCCCACUCUGUUCCCACUAUGGGGCUGUUGUGGGGCUACAUGCCUUGGGAUGGAAGGCAGUGGAGAGGGUUCUCUAUCCCCACCUCUCCACCUACUGGUCGAACCUGCAGGCCGUGCUUGAUGACUACUCUGUGUCCAAUGCUCAGGUGAAGGCUGAUGGGCACAAAGUCUAUGGAGCCAUCCUGGUGGCAGUGGAGCGGCUCCUGAAGAUGAAGGCACAGGCUGUAUCGGCGCCUGUCCAGGCGGAAGGCUCCGGCGCAGAGGGGCGCUCGCGGGAAGGCUGCCCUUGGCUCAGCCCUCUCCAGGACCCUCAGGUGGAGUUCGGCUUUGGCAUCGCCAGCCACCUGCUCCAGCUGGGCAGCGGUGGGCCCCAGGCCGGUGUGGGCAUCUCCACGGACCCCCCAACCACCUCGUUGAACGAGAUCUACCAGGAGCUGUACUGCUUCUUUGGGGACAGCCUGGCUACCCGUUUCGGCACUGGCUCAGGACUGUGCCCAGCCGAGCCGCUGCCGGCCAGCACUCCCAAGGUGGCGGAUGCCAAAAAGGAGCCGCCAGCCUUUGGGGGCGGGGAGACGGCCCGCAAGAUGCCCCAGCUGACGGCCAACGCCACCGUCAGCCCACGGGAAGAGGAGAGCCCCCGCGGGGAGUUCUCAGCCAGCCGGGCCCACCUGCAGCGCCCUGCCAGCCUGGCUCGGUCGCGCAGCGCCUCUCGCCAGCAGGGGUACCGCCUGGGCGUCCGGGACGUCUUCCAGAAGUGCCGCUUCUCCCCCCAGGGGCCGCCUCGCUUCAGCUUCUUGAUCGCGGGUCGACAGGCGGAGAGGCAGUGCCAGGGGCGCCUCUUCCAGACCUCUUUCCUGCACCACCACGGCCCCGGCCACGUCUCCCGCUACACCCAGAAGCUGCCCAUGAUCGGGAGGACCAAGGCAGCGAAGAAGUGGGCCCACUCGGAAUACUCUCUCUACCUGCCUCUCUGAAAGGGGCCGGCAGGGACCGGCUAGGGUGGCAGCGGCAGCAGCACCCAGCCCUUCUGGGCCAUGUGCAAUGUCAUUUUUAAAAAAAAAUCCCCCAAAGAUGCACACUAUUCAAUUAGAAAUAAAAAUACAAAAUAAUAACCAAACAAAGAAAACAAAUCACGCACCCAUGUGGUGUCUCUCCCCCAAUACUUGCCAUCUCUUAAUCUUUAGGCAAUGUCAUUUUUUUUAAGGGCCACAACCUUUCUCAGGUAGAGCGGCGACCACUUGUGUUUUAUUCCUGGCGAUUUGGGACUUCUCUUUUAUCGGCUCUGCUUCUUUUGAGGGGCACAAUUUCGCCACCGCUUGUGUGAGAGGUUGGGGGCAGGAGAGCAGAGCUGGUUUUACAAAGAUGUCAACCCUGGAACUGUGAAGGGGGAAGGAUUUGGGUUUGGGGCGAGGCUCCCGGCCGGCCUUUACUAAUGUUUGUUUUGCACUACAACUCCCAACAGCCUCAGCUACCACACACUGGCCAAGACUGCUCUAGUUGUUGUCUGCUUGUGAAGGCACUGAGGACAUACUCUGCCUCCUCUUUCUUCUAUGACCACAGAGUGCUCUCGACCUGUUUUCCUUUGCAGUGGGAAACUAUUUUGGAAAUGGGGGCUCCGUUUUCCCUUCCCCCCAUUUCCCUACCGAAAGAGAAAAUUAAUAAAGCAGCCCCUUAUUUCCCUGAUCUUUUUAUAAACUGAUGUCACAGUGGGUCAUGCUGUUAACCAGAAGGUUGUUGGGCCAAGUCCACCCAGGGAUGGCUGUGGGCAGAAUUCCUGCAUUGCGGGGAGGGGGUAGGCCAGAUUAAACUUGGGGUCCCUUCCAACUCUACAAUGCUGUGAUUUUAUUAUUUAAAUUGUGAUCUUUCCCCCAAAAGAAUCCUGGAAGCUAGUUUGUUAAGGGUACUGGGAAUUCUAGUUCCGUGAGGGGUCAAACUACAAUUCCCAAGAUUCUUUGUGUAGGGGUGUGCCUUAAAUGUCCAGUCUGUGUAGCCCUGGACUGAGUGAGACAAAGCAAAGUUUCAGAUUCACUAGUUAGGAAAAAAAAUCUUAAUUUUUUUUUAGGAAGUCACUACCGUAAAAGUUUUGGGAGGGGUCCCUCAGGGUAGCUGUGGACUUGGGGAGGGGCAGGCUUAUAGUGAGUGCAUGAGAUUAUUCCACAGGAAGUGCUUUUUGUAAAAUAAAAUAAAAACCUCAUCCUUUGUGUGUGUCUCUUCUCUCCCUUCAGCACCCCCCCCCAAAAAAAAAAUUUUUCCCUUAUUGGUUGAACACAGGAGUAUUUUGGAACUUACUGUUUCUAAUCCAGUUGGUAAAUCAUAAUAUAGGAAAUUGCCUUCUACCAAGUCAGCCUUUUAAUUUUUAAUUAUUACUGUGACUAUUAUUUAAAUUUGUAUGCUGCUUUUCCAUAUAAAUAUGCUCAGAGCAUCACCCCCAAACAAAAAUACACAUCAAUACUUCAUUGCAAUAGCAAUAAAAUAAUAAACCAUUUCAGAAUAAUGACAAUCCAACAAAUACCUCAGUUUGAUUUUGUGAACAUUAUGAUAAUUUAAGUCAUCAUAGACAAACCAUUAAUCAUUGAAAUGUAUCAUUUAAAAGCCAUUAAGUCAGUAGUCAUCAUUCUUGUGGCAGUGAGUUCCACAGAUCUAUCUAUAUGUGAAAAAAUUCUUUUGUCUGUCCUGAAUCUACUGAUCUCCCAGCCAUUAUUCUAUUCUAUUUUCAGUUCUACUCUUUAAACAAACGGGGAUGUUCUCUGGCUGCUUUCUCAACACCAUACAACCCCCACCCCACCCCUAAAAAUAUCCACAUAUUUUAGCCUUUCUAAAGGUGCUGUAAUCCUCACUUAUCCUGAUUCUGCUUUUGUCCCAUUUCCUGAACUCUGCUGAGCAGCCACUGCCUCUCACCUAUUGCACAGGGUUGUGAGGAAGGGGGGAAACACUGUACACCACCCUGAGCUCCCUGGAGAAAAUGCAAGAAAAAUAAAAUUCAAUGGAAAAAAUACCCUCUCAUUAUGUGUGUGUGUUAUAAUCAGUGCCGGAUUUAUGUAUAAGCCGAACAAGCUAUAGCUUAGGACCCCCCACUCUUGGGCCCCCCCAAAAAUUUAAAGGAAAAAAACCUGGGUGUACUUUCCCAAAAUAUAAGAUAAAAAACAAAACCUACAUACAUCAACAGUGUUUUGUGUUGUGUAGGCUCCUAUGACGUAAGUA